Molecule: messenger RNA, 1323 nt
Organism: Solanum verrucosum
Lineage: Eukaryota; Viridiplantae; Streptophyta; Magnoliopsida; Solanales; Solanaceae
Product: transcriptional regulator STERILE APETALA-like
Exons: 3
Coding region: 1-1323 (440 amino acids)
Cellular component (GO): preribosome, large subunit precursor
Molecular function (GO): protein binding
Source: RefSeq, a predicted model, not a curated record
AUGUCAUCUUCAGAAGAAGUUGGAGGAGGAGGAGGAGGAGGAGGACGGAGACGUCGACGUAGAGGUGGAGGAAAUAAUGGUGUUUGGCCAGAGCCAUUCUUGGAGGCAUUGGCUACACAAAUGGCUAUUAAUGCUUCUAGUUCCAUUAAUCGUCUUGCUGCUGCUCAAGCACUCUCAAAUCUUUUUCAGGUUUGUUCAACAUGGAGAGCAGUGUCCCGGUCCGAUCUUCUAUGGCAAAACUUGAGCAACCGUAUAUGGAACCGCCGCCAUCUUCUCCGUCCAACAUGGCACGACGAAUACGUAUAUUGGCACCGUACUUCCAAUAAUUUCCGUCACUGUAGAUACGUAUACCGUACUCUCCAUUUUGUACCAGCAAACAACAACGACGAUAACAACGAUGGUCUCUCUUGUCGGCGUAUCGCGUUAUCCGAUCGCCAUUUAGCUGCCGGAUUCUCCGAUGGAUCGGUUCAAUUGUUUCAUCUACCAUCUAGGGCUCAUUUGUCUACGUAUCAUCCGCAACAACGUGACCGGCUUGGCCGGUAUUCUAGGGCUAUUUCGGGAAUUAUUUUGUCGGAUGAGAAACUUGUGUUUGCGUCAUUGGAUGGUGAUAUACAUGUGGUGGUGAUCGGCGGGGUGGAUGCUGAUCCGCCCCGCCGUGCACAUUUAGGAGAUGUGGUGAAUGACGGCGCUUUGGUGGAUUUCACCGGUCGUGACCGGUGGUGGGUCGGCCUUUAUGCAGGUGUACCGGGUCGGGCAUUUCACGUAUGGAAUAGUGAAACGGAGCAACUAAUCUUCGCCGAAGGCGAUUUAACCGAUCCUGAGGCAGUAACCGGUUGGCACCUCCUAACCGAGUUAACCGACCUCGUGGGCCGGGUCCAUGUCACAGCCCGUGACACUGCUGUGGCAUGUACCGGCCCACGACUUGUUGUUAUAGACUUACAUAACCAAGGGUUGAUCCUCCAAGAAAGAUCCUUCCAACAAGAGCUCAUUGUAGGAUCUUUCGAAGCCACGAGCGAGUUGCUCGUGGCGGUGGACGGACGGGGUGUUGCCACCGUCCGUCGGACUGAGGAUUUGGAUGAAUCGUGUAGGUUUAACGUGCGAGGCGCGUCGCGACGGGGGGUGGUUGGAAGCAUGAAUAGUAGUGGAUAUGGUGUAAUGUGUGUGGGAGAGGUUAUUAGGGUUUGGGAAGUAGAAAAUGGAGUGUAUCUUUAUAGUUUAAGGGAAAGAAUAGGGGAAGUAAAUGCCAUGCAUGCAAAUGAAAGGCAUAUAGUUGCUUGUUCUAGUGAUGGUACAAUUCAUUUGUGGGAUUUUGGGGCUCAAUAA